CGUACCCAGAACAGUCACCUUCCAAAUAAACAACUUUUUUUUCUUUUUUUUUUGACACCACUCAUUCCUUCUCUAAUACCACCCACACAGGACAAUGUCAUCUCGACGCUUCUACACUGGAGACGAGCAGGGUCUUAUCAAAGUCGUCACCAUCACAGAGGCCCCGGUCGUCAAAGUGAAGCGUCUGCGCAGGAAUCAGCCUACUCCCGAGCCUCCUGCCAAGCCUGUGCCAACUGUAGAGGCCUGGGGUACGCCUGAUCGUGAGAGGGCCAUCCAAUUGCUUUGCUGGGACCAUGAAAAGAAGUAUCUGGUGGCUGCUCGCAAGAACGGACUGGUGCAAUUGAUCGACCCCAAAAGUAGCGGCGCUGUCAUCGCAGAAUUCAAACAGCAGCUCGUCAAGGAGGGCAAAGCCGACACCAUCUUUGUCGGGCUGUUUGCUAAUUCUGAGUCGCUCAUCACUUGCACAAAUACCGGAAUUCUCACCAUUCAAUCCAUUCAGAAUCCAUCUCAGACGAAACAUUUGAACGUCGGCAAGGGCAUUUGUAGGAUGAGAGUACACCCUAAGGAACAUCACAUCAUCGCAACAGGAGGCAAUGAGCAAGAGCUCACCAUUUGGGAUCUGAACGAGUUCAGCAAAGAGUUCAGCAAAGACUUGCAGGGGCCCGUCAUAAAUGGAAAGAAGGCUGGCAAGGACGGAAAGGUGCCAGCGUCAACAGCUUCAGCGGGAACGGCAAUAGAAAAACAGAGUGAAUCGCGCUACAAAUCCAAGGAGAUUCUCGCCGGGGGCCAGAUCUUCAGGUCCAAGAAUGUCAAGAAUGAUCAUCUGGAUCUACGAGUCCCCGUCUGGAAUACUGAUCUGCAGUUUUUGAGCCACAGCGACAUUUCGCGCAUUGCCGUCGGUACACGGCACCAUCAGAUUCGCGUGUAUGAUACGAAGAGCGGGGCCAGGAGGCCUGUUGUCGACAAAGAGGUGGGGGAGAUGCCUGUCGUUGCCCUGUCGAAUGGUCAAGAUGCGAGCGAGAUUGUCUUUUCGGAUACAGUGACAAACGUUUACUCCAUUGAUACCCUCACCGGCAGUAUUCUCGGACAAUACAAGGGGUUUACAGGAGUUGCCACUGCAUUGGCUACAUUCAGACCCUUUGAGGGCGGGUCGACUCCACAUCUGGUCAGUGUUGCAAUGGACCGCUGUCUGCGCGUGCACGAGAUGAACAAGUCUCGAAAAUUGUUGCAUAAGGUCUAUCUAAAGCAGCGUAUGACUGCUGUUGUGGUAGGCGAAUACACUCCCGCGGAACACGCAGAGGAUGAUGAGGAAGGAGCCAACCCCGCCAAAAGUAAGAAGGCUGGCAAGGAGGAGGAUGAUAAGGGUGAUGACGAUGAGCUCUGGGAGAGCAUGGGCAAACUUCAAGACAAGAAGUCGAAGAAGAGGAAAGCGGCGAAAUAGUAGAACGGAUGCCGACAAUACUUUGCAUAUGCCAUUAAAUAUCACCCCGCAUUCUCACUUCCGCAUUGCAACAAAGAAUGAAUGAAAC
Messenger RNA from Gamsiella multidivaricata, 1529 nucleotides. RefSeq names its product WD40-repeat-containing domain protein. Gene Ontology annotation, cellular component: preribosome, large subunit precursor; nucleolus. Gene Ontology annotation, biological process: ribosomal large subunit biogenesis. Bases 95 to 1441 code for a protein of 448 amino acids. Gene Ontology annotation, molecular function: protein binding. NCBI's taxonomy places the organism in Eukaryota, Fungi, Mortierellomycota, Mortierellomycetes, Mortierellales, Mortierellaceae. The record is from RefSeq and is a predicted model, not a curated record. The transcript is spliced from 4 exons.